Molecule: messenger RNA, 2312 nt
Organism: Quercus lobata
Lineage: Eukaryota; Viridiplantae; Streptophyta; Magnoliopsida; Fagales; Fagaceae
Product: Phototropic-responsive NPH3 family protein
Exons: 5
Coding region: 355-2058 (567 amino acids)
Source: RefSeq, a predicted model, not a curated record
UCCAUUAGCACACAUCUCCAUUCUUGUACUUGUACAAAUCACUCAAAAAAUUUAAGAUUAUCAUAGAUUCAUAGUCAUUCACAUACUCGAAUGCAUUACCUUUGAAGCUUCAUCGUGAUCAUCGCUAUGAUUCCUGCUCUCACUCAACCUUCUACUUUUACUUGAGCUUAUAAUUCAGAAUCAUACACAUCCUCCAUCUCUCUCUAUCUCUCAAGUCUCUACAGUACUAAUAGUAGGGUUGGAGAUAAAGGUCAAUUGUGAAGGAAACACAGCUUAUUUCAUUGCCAGCAGUGCUUACUAAGAACUCUCACAGGGAUCGGCUUUGUUAAUUGUAGUAUUCAGUGGUAUCACAAGAUGUUCAACAAACAAAACACAGCUGAAUCAUCUCGGUUGUCCAAGUCUACAUCUUCAAAAGGUGUCCAGCUUCUUCAUGUCCAUGGUGUGCCUUGUACUUUGGACAUAGAACUUCUUGCUGCAAGAUCAGGCAAAAUAGCUGCAUUUAUUAAAGAGAACUCCCAUGAAGAUCUUUGUCAUUUCCUCGAAGACAUUCCAGCUGACCCAAAUACUUUUGAGCUUAUUGCCAGAUUCUGUCAUGGGUUUGAACUGCAGAUUUCAACCGAGAAUGUUGUACCCCUCACUUGCCUUGCUUACUACUUGGGGAUGAAUGAAAGUCACAGCAAAAAUAAUCUCUUAAUCAAGACUCUUACCUUCUUUGAGCAAAGAAUCCUACCCAGCUGGAAUGAAACCAUUAAGGCUCUCCUUGCUACAGAAAAUAUUUUGCAACAAGCAGUGCAUUUUGGCAUAGUUGAUGCCUGUUUAAAGUCUAUUAUUGAAAAGGCAAUUGUUGACCCUUGCCUUCUUGGUGAACCUAUCAAGAAUUUGACCCAUGCUGAUAACAAUGAGGACACUGAUGAUGUGAAUAGGCCAAAUGCAAGGAGAAGGCUAUUUGGAUUUGAAGGGAAAUCAGAGGAUUUGACAAUGCUGCCUCUCCAGCUAUAUGAGCCCAUCAUUGUUGCAGUGAAAAGGCAUGGAGUCCCAUCAAAGUAUGUGGUUGCAUCCCUUUGUAAAUAUGCAAAGAAAUGGGUUUUACACAAAUCCACAGGAUGUGAAGAAAUGACAAUUCACAGGGAAGUCAUUGAAACCGUGGAGAGGCUUCUGCCUCAUGAGAGAGGACUCAUUCCAUGCACGCUAUUGUUUGACAUGCUUCAGUCUGCAAUUGUUUUGGAAGCUAGUGCUGAUUGUAGAAAUUGUUUUGAGACUAGGAUUGGAAAACAACUAGAUGAGGCAACAGUCAAGGACCUCUUAAUACCUUCUCAAGGCUAUGCUAAGGAAGUACAAUAUGAUAUUGAGUGUGUGAGGAGGAUACUGAAAAUUUUCUAUACAAAUUACACUUGUUCAGACGUGUCAGGGCUAAUCACAGUGGCGGAACUCAUUGAAGAAUUCUUAGCUGAGGUUGCAAGUGACAUAGAUUUGAAGCCAGACACAUUUAUUUCAUUAGCAGAAAUGUCAAUUGCAGCUUCAUUGGGAACUCAACGAGGCGCUGAUGGAAUAUACAAGGCUAUUGACAUCUACUUGGUCAAGCAUAGAUACCUAACAGAGGCAGAGAGGGAGGAAGUGUGUCGGGUUUUGGAUUGCCAAAAGAUGUCCCCUGAAGCUUGUGAACAUGCAGCCAAAAAUGAAAAGUUGCCGCUAAGGGUUGUGGUGCAGGUUUUGUUUAUAGGGCAAUUGAAGCUACGUGACACAAUCACACAGGAGAUGCAGGCUUCUUAUGACAAGUUGAGAAAGGAAGAGGAGGAUCUAGCAAGGCUAGAUUGUGGUGAAGAACAAGCAAGGACAGGAAUGGAGAAAAUGAGCAACAAGGUGAUGGAGCUAGAGAAGGAAUGCAAUAUGAUAAGGAAAGAGAUUGCGAGUGUAUGCAACCAUAAUGUGAAGAAAGAGAAGGGUAACAUGUGGAGAGAAAUGAAGAGGAAGUUUGGAUGUGUCACUACCAUGCAUCAUCCCAACUGCCAAAUAAAGAAGAUGAAGAAGGUGAAUCCAAAUAUGGAGUAUGACCUUUAGAUGGUUGUUCCAUUUCUUAUUUCCUUUCCAAGUAGUUAGGCUUUCUUUCCCUCCCUCAUUUUAGCUUCCAUGGUUCCUUGAAUAACAUGACCGCAGUCCUUUGUUUAGUGCCAAUAAUUUCUGCAGUUUUUGAGUUCCUAGUACUCUUUUAGAUUUUUCAGUAUGAUCAUCAAAUUUUAUAUCUAAAAUUUCAAACUAGUGCGACUAAUAUUUCACUAGUGAUGAUUAUGGAAAAAGCUAUGGAAGCUUGGAAU